UCAAUCGUUCUUGUUCAGACCUUUUUUAAUCACGUGAUCAGAUGGACCUCUGAAGCCGCAUGCAAGACAUAUGCAGGACAAUCACUCUCCAUCACACGUCCACUCAGCUUAUCGAUCUCCCAAGAUACUAGUUGUAGCCCAUAUUUCGGGAUGUAAAAUCCAAAACACCGCCAACUAUUACCAAGCUGAUAGUCGUACAUGUCCCAGAAAACUCCAAUCCAUCAGAUUCAUACCCAUUUCCUCCACCUCGACUUCUGGUCACGUGCCGCUUUUUCUUUUUCCAAAAAAUUUGUGCUUAACUGAAAAGUUCUCUAUUCAGCUUACCACAACUCCCACCUCUUCCCACAUUCCACCAUGUUUAGAGCCGCUUGUAAGGUUCCCAGAGCCCGGCUAGCCAACCCCGGUUUGGCAAACAAGUGUUUGUUUGCAAGCGUCCAGCACUACACCAUGAGUGCCAUGGAAUCAACCACUACCGGCGGCGAUUCCCCUGCCGGAAGUGCCACCAAAAACGCCACUUCAGGCAGCUCUGUCUACCAAUCCCUCAUGCACAACCUCAAAACCAGACAGUAUGACCAGAGCCAAGGCGACCAGAUCGCAAAUCCGUUUGCACGCGCAUCGCUCGCAGGCCACGGCAAAGAGGUUGUCCACCUCACGUCACUCCUCGAAACGUGCAUCGCGGUGGGCAAGUUUGAGCGAGCAGAGAACAUUCUCAACGCAUUGUACCCGCUCUGUCAGUCCGGAGUGCAUGACCACACGUUCAUCACCAACGUGAACGGUUAUCUCGCUGCAUGGGCUGCGCGUGACGGGGUCGCACUCGCGGACGUACGCGCGUGGAUCAGCGCAAUACCCGCACGUUUCGCGGGCGCGCUCCCGAACGACCGUACAGUCGCAAUCCUUGUCACAAAGGCGAUGGAUGAGGGUGUGGAUGCGGUGGAGUGCCUUUCCGAGUGGUGUCAAAAGUUAAUCAUCACGUCGCGCGCGGUGCUCAGACACGUGGACGUGAUCGGGCUCGCGCAUAUGAAGACGCUCGCGGCGCACCCCGCAAUGCGUGCAGACGAGAUUCCGCGCGAGUACCAACAUCUCAUGGACGCCGAUGCGCGCACAGAGCCCGCAGAGCUUGCCACACCGUUCGACCCGGAGCACAAAGGCGCCUCCGUAGAAAAGGACACGGCCGAGCUCCGUGCGGUCUCCUCGUUUGGUCUCAAGGUUGUCAGGCACGCAUUACUCGGGAUUGAGCAGAACAAAGAGCACCAUGAGACGUUCUUUAAAAACCUCGAAGAGACUUUUGGAGUGGUUCUUCCAGCCACCAGAAGCGAAAUUGACUUUCACGCAAUCUACCGGUCGCUUCCUGUGGACCAGAAACCACUCUUUGACACAAUGCUUGAAGAGUUCAACCACGAGAGACAGCGCAACCUCGAGAACCGCGCGCACGAGAGUGCGGUGGAGAAGUGGCGCAACACGUACACGACCGCGGAACGCAGCGGGACGCUUGUCGCGAACCGCGAUCUCAACGUGCAUCUCUGGAACUGGUACCGCGCGCUCCUUCCGUUGCUCGAGCAGGAGAUUGCGCGGUGCAAAGUCAUCUUUGAGGACACCGAGAAGCGGAAGAUGGUGAAGGGCGACGGGGAUAGAAAGGCGUACGCACCGUAUUUGCUUGUGAUUGACCUGAAAAAGAUGGCGGUCACGGCGAUUCUCGAGCUCUUGAAGUUGAACUCAACGGGGGGCGUACACGACGGAAUGCGCACGGCGCGCGCGGUGAUCGCGUGCGGCAAGGCGAUCGAGAUGGAGUACCGCGCGGAGAAGGUGCUCCGGCUGGAAAACAGUUUUUUCCGCGACUAUAAAAAGCAGCCCAAGUCGCCGGAGUUCCGCAAGUUGCUCAACUCGACUAAGGCCGUGUUUCGGAACGAGACGUUGGAGCAGGAGAUGGGCGAGUGGCCCAGUGACAUCAAGGCAAAGGUGGGGUCAGUAUUGGUUUCGCUCAUCAUGCAUGUCGCGCGCAUCCCGGUCGAGGGGCGCGACCCGGUUUCGGGCGAUAUUGUGCGCGGCGACGCGCCCGCGUUCUACCACACGUACCAGUAUCAGCAGGGCACCAAGAUCGGGGUGUUGAAGGUUCACAAGUCGCUUAUUAAGCUAUUAUCCAAGGACUCGAAGCAAGUCGAGACGGUGGCGCCGCAGACGUUGCCGAUGUUGACCAAACCAAGACCGUGGACCGGGUUCAAAAGCGGUGGGUUCCACUACUCCAACUCGCUCGUGCUCAGAACGCGCGACUCACCCGAGACGCUCGCGUAUCUCGAAGCCGCGUCGGAAAAUGGGUCCCUCGCGUCGGUCUACAAGGGCUUGACCGUUUUGGGAGACACUCCCUGGACGGUCAACAGAAAGAUCUACGAUAUUGUGUCGCAGGUCUGGAACACGGGCGAGUCUUUUCUUGAUAUUGCGGGUGUGCAGGACGAACUCGAGCUCCCGCCGCCACCGCCGCGCGACGCGGAUCCCGUGGUGCGUCGCGAUUGGAGCCGCCGCGUGAAGGCGCUCGCGGAUGAGUUCUCCACGCGUCGUUCGGAGCGCUGCGAUUCCAACUACAAGCUUGAGAUUGCUCGCGGGUUGCUCGGCGAGAAGAUCUACUUUCCCCACAAUAUCGACUUUAGGGGAAGGGCAUACCCCCUUUCAGCCCACUUCAACCACUUGGGGAACGACAUGACCAGAAGUUUACUCGUAUUCUGGGAGGGCAAGCCGCUCGGUGCACAGGGCCUCCGCUGGUUGAAGAUCCACCUCGCCAACACGUUCGGGCACGACAAGAUCCCGUUCGACGCGCGCGUGGCGUUUGCGGACGCGCACGUCGCGGAAAUUAUGGAGUCCGCGCGCGACCCUUUACACGGCGCGGGCUGGUGGAAGAGCGCUGAUAAGCCAUGGCAGGCGCUUUCCACCAUCUUUGAGCUCUCCGAGGCUUUGCAGAUGGCCGACCCGACGCAGUAUGUGUCGCACCAGCCGGUCCACCAGGACGGGACGUGCAACGGGUUGCAGCACUACGCAGCUUUGGGCGGUGAUCCUGAGGGUGCCAAGCAGGUGAAUCUCUCGCCGCUGGAGAAGCCACAGGACGUGUACGCAUUUGUCGCGGAGUUGGUGAAGAAACGACUCGCGGCGUCGGACGACCCCAUGGCCGCGAAAAUCAUUCCUAUCCUCAAACGAAAGAUUGUGAAGCAGACAGUGAUGACGAACGUGUAUGGUGUGACUUACAUCGGGGGCGCGGAGCAGAUAAAGAAGCAGUUGGACGCGCACUUCGACGACAAAGAGGCGUACGCGUUGUCGCGUUUCCUCGCGACGCAUACGUUUGCGGCGAUCCGCGAGUUGUUCAAUGGCGCACACUUGAUCCAAGAUUGGCUUGGCGAGUGCGCGCGCGCGAUCUGCAAGGCGAUCAAGUUGGACCACGCGCAAAAGCCCGACCACAUGUCGGCGGUCAUCUGGACGUCGCCGCUCGGGCUUCCGUGCGUGCAGCCGUACCGUAACGACAAAAAGUCGCAGAUCUCGACCAACCUCCAGACGGUGUUCAUCUCGGACCCCUACGUCGCGCGUCCCGUCGACCCGCGCCGCCAGCAGGCGGGGUUCCCGCCAAACUUUAUCCACUCGAUUGACGCGUCGCACAUGCUUAUGUCUGCGAUCCGCUGCCGCGCGGACAACCUCGCGUUUGCAUCGGUCCACGACUCUUUCUGGACGCAUGCCGCGGAUGUCGACAUCAUGAACGAGCACAUCCGGUCGGGCUUUGUGAGCCUCCACGGGACCAAUUUGGUUGCGCGGUUGAAGAGAGAGUUCGAUACGCGGUAUAAGGGUUUUGUGCAGAUGGAGAAGGUUCUGCGCAACCAUCCGAUUGUGAAGCAGAUCACGGACUUGCGGAAGACUACUGCCAAACAGUUGGGCAGACCGAUGACCACGCUCGAUGAGAUCUACUUGGAGCAGAAGCGCCGUCAGUUGUUGGCCAGUCUGGAUCCACAGGAGGUGCAGGCGGGACGCGAGAUGGUGACUACGGUGAGUUUGGCGGAGCUGAUUGAGGAUAUUCCACAAUUUUUGAAGGAGAUGAAGGAUGGCAGUGGAGUGAAUGUUUUGCUUCCAUUUGCGCUUCCGGAGGUUCCAGAGAAGGGGGAGUUUGAUGUGAAUGUGGUGAAAGAGAGUCCGUAUUUUUUUUCUUAAACUGACAUCCUAAAAUUGUCAAAGAGGUUCCCUCAUCUCUCACCAUUUUUUUUUUCCACUUUAUGAUACAAUUUCUUUUUUGUUUUCGUUUGGCUUGUUUUAUUGUUGUUGUUGUUUUUUGCCCUCUCGGUGCAUCCCUUUUACGAUUCCCUUGUACAUAUCAAAAAGGGCGGGUGUUCGUUUGUAUAUAGAUCUGAAUAUCAUCCAGGA
This is a messenger RNA of Babjeviella inositovora NRRL Y-12698, 4389 nucleotides long. RefSeq names its product DNA-directed RNA polymerase (gene RPO41). Gene Ontology annotation, cellular component: mitochondrial DNA-directed RNA polymerase complex. The record is from RefSeq and is a predicted model, not a curated record. Bases 355 to 4179 code for a protein of 1274 amino acids. The transcript has a single exon. Gene Ontology annotation, biological process: mitochondrial transcription. NCBI's taxonomy places the organism in Eukaryota, Fungi, Ascomycota, Pichiomycetes, Serinales. Gene Ontology annotation, molecular function: DNA-directed RNA polymerase activity; mitochondrial promoter sequence-specific DNA binding.